This is a messenger RNA of Fundulus heteroclitus (mummichog), 3646 nucleotides long. RefSeq names its product hepatocyte growth factor-regulated tyrosine kinase substrate (gene hgs). Lineage: Eukaryota; Metazoa; Chordata; Actinopteri; Cyprinodontiformes; Fundulidae. The transcript is spliced from 20 exons. Gene Ontology annotation, molecular function: metal ion binding; phosphatidylinositol binding; ubiquitin binding. Bases 112 to 2418 code for a protein of 768 amino acids. The record is from RefSeq and is a predicted model, not a curated record.
UGCUCGGUGGCUAACAGAUAAGCUAACAGGCUAACCUCAGCGGUGAACACAUCGGGAUCCGCUGGUCCAAACGCAGCACCUCGUCGGACACUCUCAGCACCUGAACUAGCCAUGGGGAAAGGCGGAGGCACCUUUGAGAGGCUUCUCGAUAAAGCAACCAGUCAGCUGCUUCUGGAGACUGACUGGGAAUCCAUUCUUCAGAUCUGUGACCUCAUUCGCCAGGGAGACACCCAAGCUAAAUAUGCGAUUGCAGCCAUUAAGAAGAAGCUGAAUGACAAAAAUCCCCACGUGGCUCUCUAUGGACUUGAGGUCCUGGAGUCGGUGGUGAAGAACUGCGGGCAGACGGUGCACGAUGAGGUCGCAAGUAAACAAACUAUGGAAGAGCUGAAGGAUCUGUUUAAGAAACAGACAGAACCAAAUGUCAGAAACAAGAUUCUUUACCUGAUCCAAGCCUGGGCGCACGCCUUCCGCAACGAACCCAAAUACAAGGUGGUGCAAGACACCUAUCAGAUCUUAAAAGUGGAAGGUCAUGUCUUUCCUGAGUUUAAGGAGAGUGAUGCCAUGUUUGCAGCAGAGAGAGCCCCAGACUGGGUUGACGCUGAGGAGUGCCACAGGUGCAGAGUCCAGUUUGGAGUCAUGACAAGAAAGCACCACUGUCGAGCCUGUGGGCAGAUUUUCUGCGGGAAAUGCUCGUCUAAGUACUCCACCAUUCCAAAGUUUGGCAUCGAGAAGGAAGUGCGUGUGUGUGAGCCCUGCUUCGAGCAGCUAAACAACCACCCCUCCCUCUCUCCUCCGCUUAGGAAAGCCGAAGGGAAAGCCCCCACCACCACCUCAGCUGAGCUGCCCCCAGAAUACCUGACCAGCCCUCUGUCCCAACAGUCUCAGAUGCCCCCCAAGAAAGACGAGGCUGCUCUGCAGGAGGAGGAGGAGCUGCAGCUGGCCAUCGCUCUGUCCCAAAGCGAGGCGGAAGAGAAGGAGCGGAUGAGACAGAAGAACUCGUACUCGAUGUAUCCCAAAGCUGAUCCCACCCCAGUGACUUCCUCAGCACCCCCCGUCAGCAACCUUUACACCUCUCCAGUGAACUCCUCUGCUCCGUCUGCUGAAGAAGUAGACCCCGAGUUGGCCCGCUACCUGAACAGAACCUACUGGGAAAAGAAGCAGGAAGAUGCGCGGAAGAGUCCCACCCCCUCGGCGCCUGCGCCCGUGCCGCUGGCUGAGCCUCUGCCGCCAAUCAGCCAGCCUGUUGAAAGUCACCUGCCUGUCCAGCCCGUCAGCAUAGUGGAGCAGCCGUACCAGAACGGCGAGUCCGAGGAGAACCACGAGCAGUUCCUCAAGGCUCUGCAGAACUCCGUCACCACGUUCCUGAACCGCAUGAAGAGCAACCACAUGCGCGGGCGCAGCAUCACCAACGACAGCGCCGUGCUGUCGCUCUUCCAGUCCAUCAACAACAUGCAUCCUCAGCUGCUGGACAUCCUAAACCAGCUGGACGAAAAGCGACUGUACUAUGAAGGGCUGCAGGACAAGCUGGCACAGGUGCGCGACGCCCGGGCCGCCCUCAACGCGCUCCGCGACGAACACAGAGAGAAGCUGCGCCGAGCCGCCGAGGAGGCCGAGAGACAACGGCAGAUCCAGCUGGCCCAGAAGCUGGAGAUCAUGAGGCAGAAAAAGCAGGAGUACCUGGAGAUGCAGAGGCAGCUGGCCAUUCAGCGCCUCCAGGAGCAGGAGAAGGAGAGACAGAUGCGGCUGGAGCAGCAGAAGCACACGGUCCAAAUGAGAGCUCAGAUGCCGGCUUUCCCUCUGCCCUACGCCCAGAUGCAGUCUUUGCCUCCUAAUGUUGCUGGCGUGGUCUACCAGCCCGGCGGUCCGCCCAGCUACCCUGGAACGUUCAGUCCCGCUGGUUCUUUGGAGGGCUCGCCUAUGCACAACAUGUACAUGAAUCAGCCGGGCCAGACGGCACCAGGACAGUACCAGGCCAUGCCUCCCGCUCCCACAGAUCCCAAUAUGGUUAAUGCAUACAUGUACCAGGCUGCAGGCACCAAUGGACAGCCUCCUCCAGGCCAGGCCCCGCCCACAUCUACGCCACAGUACUCCAACUAUCAGCCCACUCCCACUCAGCCCUACCAGAACGUGGCCUCCCAAGCCCAGAGUUUACCGCAGAUGUCGCAGGCAGCGCCCACCAACGGCAUGGCUUACAUGAGCUACCAGCCGUACAACAUGCAGAACAUGAUCUCAGCGUUGCCGGGACAGGACCCCAACAUGCCCCCCCAGCAGCCCUACAUGCCGGGGCAGCAGCCCAUGUACCAGCAGGUUGCGCCCCCCGGUGGCCCGCCGCAGCAGCAACAGCAGCCCCAGGCACAGCAGCAGGUGCCUCAAGCGGUCCCCGGCAGUGCGGAGGCACAGCUCAUCUCCUUCGACUGAAAGCUCCCACGCUGCAAAGUUUCACACACUACACCUUCUCUUCCUUUAACGCCCCUUACCUGGACGCUGCCGAUCACCCCCCCCCCCUCCUCCUUCUCCUCCUCCUCCUCUGGACACACAAACUAAAUUCCCACCUUCCACCUUGCUGUGAUGUUGUGGCAAAGUGAAAUAUUGUGAUGAUGUUGCAGAACUGUUGCUCUCCUUGCCUCUUUCCCCCCCAUCAGGUGAGAGACUAUGGGGCUAAAAUCUUCACCGACAGCCCCAUAACCCAGACCCUUCAUCUUCUUUCAUCUUUCAGCUGAUAUGUAUGUAGUAUUUCUUUAUUAAAUGAAUAACUGAAGAGCAAAAACCAGUCAGUGGUAUUCAAGAUAACACGAAUAAGAAAAUACGAGGCUAUUUAGAAGACAAAAAUAAGACACGAGCGUCUUUUGUUUCAUAUUUUUCUAAAACAAAUCAUUAGCAUGUUGGAUUGAUUUUUAUUUUCUGGAAUGGAAGUGAGAUGUUGCAGCCUGUUUUCGUCAGUGAUUGAGGAAAUGUGGGUGUUUAGGCGGUGGAGCUCUAAAGCGAGGAGUGUUUGUGUUGUGAAAGCUGGCCGCCUUCAUCCGGCUCAGAGCUUUUUCCAGGUCUGGUUUUCCAGUUGUCCCUCUCAUGGACGCAAAUCUGGGAUUUAUUUGUGUACAGCUUGGACUGCGUCUGAAUGUAGCUUCUAAAAUCGGUAAACGCGUCGAGGGGAUCUCUAAACUAUAGAAGUGUUGUCUAACCUAACCCUUGUUGAUUAGUUCAGUAAUUGCAUUUUACAGUUGGCUACCAAGAAAUACUAAAAAUCAGUCCGGAAGCCCUAACCAUGAAAGGCAUCCCUUUUUAUCAAAGCGUCAGUUGUUGCCAAGCAAAAGAUCACAUGGAGGAAGCAAGCAUGGAUUUGACGUUAAAGGUGACUACGGCGGUCAAAAAUUCAUGUUCAUUCUGGUGUAAUAAUCACGUGGGAAGUGAGCUGCAGGAAACCUUCAGGUGGGCACUCUUUUCUCAAGUGUACUUGUUUUUUUUUUUUUUUUUUUUUUUUUAGAGAAGUGGAAAUGCUUAUAGAAUGAACAUGACGUGCUGCAUGUAUGUAUCACAUUUUCUGUAUCUCUUCAGUUUCCAUGUGUGAACUUCUUUAAUUCCAUCGUACUGAUCUGUCUGACUUUAAAGUAAUUUUAAAAUUAUAUUUAAUAAACAGAUUCUUACUGUC